AUGAUUUCUGGUGGCGCUCUUGACCAAAAACGUCUGGCAAGUAUUCAAGAAACAAUGGGCGAGACAAGUUCUCAGAGUGUUGUGGUAGCAGUAGACAGAAUAUUCACAGGAUCUGUACGUUUGGAUGGUGAUGCUAUUGUUGAAUUUGUGAAGGCCUUGUGUCAAGUUUCUCUUGACGAAUUGGCCAAUCCCAGUCAUCCACGAAUGUUCAGUUUACAAAAAAUUGUGGAGAUCUCUUACUACAAUAUGGGCCGUAUCAGAUUGCAGUGGUCUCGAAUAUGGCAAUAUCUAGGUGACCAUUUUAACAAAGUUGGUUGUAAUCCAAAUGAAGACAUUUCAUUUUUUGCUGUUGAUUCCCUCCGUCAAUUGUCAAUGAAAUUUUUGGAAAAAGGAGAAUUUGCCAAUUUCCGAUUUCAGAAAGACUUCUUACGCCCAUUUGAACAUAUCAUGAAGAAAAAUCGGUCACCAACUAUCCGUGAUAUGGUUGUCCGUUGUAUUGCUCAGAUGGUUAACUCACAAGCUGCCAAUAUCAAAUCUGGUUGGAAAAAUAUUUUCAGUGUGUUCCACUUGGCUGCUUCUGACCAUGAUGAAGGCAUUGUUGAGCUGGCAUUUCAGACCACUGGCAAGAUAAUUACCAGUAUCUUUGAAAAGCAUUUUGCUGCUAUCAUUGACUCAUUCCAAGACGCAGUGAAAUGUCUCUCAGAGUUUGCAUGUAAUGCUGCCUUUCCUGACACAAGCAUGGAAGCAAUUCGUCUAAUUCGUAACUGUGCCAAGUAUGUGGCUGAAAAACCAAUUAGUUUCCGAGAACAUGGCAGUGAAGAGAUGAACGUCCCAGAAGAGGACAGAGUUUGGGUAAAAGGAUGGUUUCCAGUACUUUUUGAAUUGUCUUGUGUCAUAAACAGAUGCAAACUUGAUGUUCGGACCAGAGGCUUAACUGUGAUGUUUGAAAUCAUGAAAACAUAUGGAGAUACAUUCCAACAACAUUGGUGGAGGGAUUUAUUCCGUGUUGUGUUCCGUAUAUUUGACAAUAUGAAACUCCCUGAGCAGCAGAAUGAAAAAGCUGAGUGGAUGACGACCACAUGUAAUCACGCGCUGUACGCUAUUGUUGAUGUUUUCACCCAGCAUUACUCCGUCUUACACUACAUCCUUCUUGAUGAAUUGUACAAACAGCUGCAUUGGUGUGUGCAGCAGGAUAAUGAGCAGUUGGCUCGUUCUGGUACAAACUGCUUAGAAAAUCUUGUCAUCUCAAAUGGCAUGAAAUUCUCUCCUGAGGUGUGGAGCAAAACCUGCACAUGUAUGCUGGAUAUAUUCCGCUGCACUAUUCCUCACAGUUUAUUAUCCUGGAAGCCUGAGAACUACGAUUGUCCUGAUUCUCAGCAUUCAUUAAUAAUCGGAGAACAUGAAGUGAAAGAAGAAAAUGUGGAUUCCCGGUCACUGUCAUCCAUCCAGUCCUUUGAUGGCACUAUAGAAGGUAAUCAUAAACUAAAGCGAGCUGAUAGCGAACACAGUGUGAAUAGUACUAUUUCUCAGGAUUCCAGUCGUGAUCACAAAAUACCAAAAUCUAAAGUUGCAUCUGACCAGAAAUUAUUCCAGGGUUUGUUGAUUAAAUGUGUGGUGCAGCUUGAGUUGAUUCAGACAAUUGACAACAUUGUGUUCUUCCCUACAACCAGUAAGAAGGAAGAUGCAGAGAAUCUGGCCGCUGCUCAGGCAAAUUGGAGCGAAGGUGGCAGCCCUUCAGAUGAUGGCAGCCAGCAGAAAGAGGACCAAGGCAUGUACCCCUUCCUCAACAAUGAUCAACUCUUUCUUCUAUCUGAUUGUCUUUUGGAAUCCCAUAAAUUUGCUAAAGCCUUCAAUUCCAAUCAUGAACAACGUAAUAUCUUAUGGAAAGCUGGUUUCAAAGGUAAAGCCAAACCCAACUUGUUGAAACAAGAGACACAGAGCCUUGCUUGCUUGUUACGGAUAUUGUUUAGGAUGAACAAAGAUGAAAAUCGAACCAGCUCCAAAGAGGAAAUACAGAAAAAAUUAAUAUGUGUGUGCAAAGAAGCACUUGAAUAUUUCUUAUCCCUGCAGUCGGAUAGUCAUCGGGAAUCCUGGAAUAGUCUGCUCAUUCUUUUGCUCACACGCCUCUUGAAGAUGGGCGAGGAACAGUUCCGUGCUCACGCGUCCGUCUAUUACCCAUUCCUGUGUGAUACAAUGGUGUUUGAUUUGAAGCCAGAGAUGAGAUCCAUAUUAAGGAAAUUUUUCAUCCGUGCUGGUCAAACAUUCAAAUUUAGAGUUGUUUGCUUUCACUUUUUUUCCUUACUUUGUGUGUGUGUGAGAGAGGCUUUGGCUUCUGUCUCUCCCUUCCCCCUCUCAUUUCUGUACACCUUUACUUAUUCUGUCUCUCUACCAUUGCAACUCUGUAUGUUCAUUUGUUUUCUAUCUCCUCAUUCUCACACCUUUGUACAUUUCUUUUGCUUUCUCACGCUCUACUCUCUCACUUCUUUGUCUCUUCACUUAUUCUCAUUUUCUCUCUCUCUACCCUCAUACAUCUGUCAGUCUCCUCUCUCUCUUUCCAGGCUCACAGACUCACACCCCUGUCGGUCUCUUUUCUCUCUCUCCAGGCUCACACCCCUGUCGGUCUCUUUUCUCUCUCUCCAGGCUCACACCCCUGUCGGUCUCUUUUCUCUCUCUCCAGGCUCACACCCCUGUCGGUCUCUUUUCUCUCUCUCCAGGCUCACACCCCUGUCGGUCUCUUUUCUCUCUCUCCAGGCUCACACCCCUGUCGGUCUCUUUUCUCUCUCUCCAGGCUCACACCCCUGUCGGUCUCUUUUCUCUCUCUCCCAGGCUCACACCCCUGUCGGUCUCUUUUCUCUCUCUCCAGGCUCACACCCCUGUCGGUCUCUUUCUCUCUCUCCAGGCUCACACCCCUGUCGGUCUCUUUUUCUCUCUCUCCAGGCUCACACCCCUGUCGGUCACCUUUCUCUCUCUCCAGGCUCACCCCCCUGUGGUCUUGCUCUCUCUCUCAGGCUCCACCCCCCUUGGUCUCUUUUCUCUCUCUCCACACCCUGUCUCUCUUUUCUCUCUCCAGGCUCACACCCCUGUCCUCUUUUCUCUCUCCAGGCUCACACCUCUGUCCGGUCUCCUUCCUCUCUCUUACUUCCCAUGCUCCACCCCUGUCUUUCUCCUUGGUCUCUUUCUCUCUCUCCAGGCUCUCUCUUUUCUCUCUCCCAGUCCACCUCUCUUUCUCCUUGCUCUCUCCAGGCUCACACCUCUGUCCGUCUCCUUGCUCUCUCCAGGCUCACACCUGUCCGGUCUCUUUUUCUCUCUCUCCACCUCUGUCCGUCUCUUUUCUCUCUCUCCAGGCUCUCUUUGUCUCUCUUUUCUCUCUCUCCAGGCUCACACCUCUGUCCGUCUCUUUUCUCUCUCUCCAGGCUCACACCUCUGUCCGUCUCUUUUCUCUCUCUCAGGCUCACACCUCUGUCCGUCUCUUUUCUCUCUCUCAGGCUCACACCUCUGUCCGUCUCUUUUCUCUCUCUCAGGCUCACACCUCUGUCCGUCUCUUUUUUCUCUCUCUCCAGGCUCCACCUCUGUCCGUCUCUUUUCUCUCUCUCCAGGCUCACACCUCUGUCCGUCUCUUUUCUCUCUCUCCAGGCUCACACCUCUGUCCGUCUCUUUUCUCUCUCUCCAGGCUCACACCUCUGUCCGUCUCUUUUCUCUCUCUCCAGGCUCACACCUCUGUCCGUCUCUUUUCUCUCUCUCAGGCUCCACCUCUGUCCGUCUCUUUUCUCUCUCCAGGCUCACACCUCUGUCCGUCUCUUUUCUCUCUCUCAGGCUCACACCUCCACUGUCCGUCUCUUUUCUCUCUCUCCAGGCUCACACCUCUGUCCGUCUCCUUGCUCUCUCCAGGCUCACACCUCUGUCCGUCUCCUUGCUCUCUCUCUUUCUCUCCACUCUCUCCUCUCUGUGAGUCUUCUUGCUCUCUUUUUCCACCCUUGCAUCUCUUGCUUACUUUCUCUUUUUCUCCCUCUUGUCUUUGUUAAUUAG
Messenger RNA from Acanthosepion pharaonis, 4026 nucleotides. The record is from the annotation of a GenBank genome assembly. NCBI's taxonomy places the organism in Eukaryota, Metazoa, Mollusca, Cephalopoda, Sepiida, Sepiidae.